AUGCAUCGUAGAUCUAGUCAAAUGAUGUUCAAUGAAACUUUUGUAAACACAAAGGAAUCAUUAAAAUGUUCACACCUGAUCUCAGAAUUGAUAGCAAAACAACUAAAACCUCACACAAUUGGCGAAAACUUGAUAAUUCCUGCUUGUCGUAUUAUUGCUCGAACUAUGUUUGGUCAUGAACAAAAAAUAAUGAAGAUACCUUUGUCAGAUAACACUGUUUCUCGUCGGAUUUAUGCUUUGUCGGAGAAUAUUGAAAAAAGUGUCUCAUUUUCUAUUAAAGAAACUCGAUUUUCAUUACAACUUGACGAAGCCACAGAUAUUUCGGGAAUGGCACAUUUGUUGGCAUAUAUACGAUUUGUUUAUUCUGGGAAAAUUACAGAACAAUUCUUGUUUUUGCUAGCCUCUUUUAACUACACUACUCAACCAAUUGAUAUGUUCAUGAUAUUAAACGAUUAUUUCAAUAUCAAGAAUAUUUCAUUUGCCAAUUGUAUUGGUAUAUGUACAGAUGGAACCCCGUCUAUGUCUGGUCGUAUUAAUGGACUUGUUUCAUUAGUUAAAUCUAAAAAUAAUGAGAUAAUAUCAUCACAUUGUUUUUUGCAUCGAUAA
Molecule: messenger RNA, 606 nt
Organism: Octopus sinensis (East Asian common octopus)
Lineage: Eukaryota; Metazoa; Mollusca; Cephalopoda; Octopoda; Octopodidae
Product: protein FAM200A-like
Exons: 1
Coding region: 1-606 (201 amino acids)
Source: RefSeq, a predicted model, not a curated record